AUGCCUUCUAUCCACGAUCGGAUCCGCGAGGAAGUACUCAACAAGACGCGCGCGCUAUGGACGGCGCUCACGUCUGCUGAUCCUGCGCCGGAAAUCAAAAAGCUGAGCAACGAGGAGGUGAAUCUCAUCUUUCCCAAGAUGGAGACCUUGACGCUCCAAGACGAAGAGCAUUUCGAUGCUGCAAUGAAACCGCCGUUCCACCGGUUCGAUGGGUACCAGCUCGACGAUGUCCGCACCAUUAUUAUCGAUCUCAUGGCGGCGUCGGUGACAUACAAGGUCUAUGCCACGCGAGAUAAUAAGGAAUAUCGGGCAACGGGUGCCACUACAUGGAGCCAAGGGUCAGACGGAGAGUGGAGGAUUGUGGUCCACCAGGAAACGAUGAUGUAG
Molecule: messenger RNA, 387 nt
Organism: Penicillium chermesinum
Lineage: Eukaryota; Fungi; Ascomycota; Eurotiomycetes; Eurotiales; Aspergillaceae
Exons: 1
Coding region: 1-387 (128 amino acids)
Source: RefSeq, a predicted model, not a curated record